Molecule: messenger RNA, 2460 nt
Organism: Acytostelium subglobosum LB1
Lineage: Eukaryota; Evosea; Eumycetozoa; Acytosteliales; Acytosteliaceae
Exons: 8
Coding region: 1-2460 (819 amino acids)
Biological process (GO): snRNA 3'-end processing
Cellular component (GO): integrator complex
Source: RefSeq, a predicted model, not a curated record
AUGGAAAGAGCAAUACCAUCAUUAUCAUCAUCGUCAUUGCUGUCCAGCUCAUUGCCACCAAACUCAUUGUUUGCAUUGUUCAAUACAUUGUCAAUGAGCAAGGAGCAGCAACAACAUGGUGUGGGCGGUGGUUCGACUAAUAGCAGCAGUGUCACUCAACAGCAGUCGCAGCAACAGCAAUCACAGCAGCAUCAGGAUGCACCCAGCAUGAUGGACACCAAAGAGGAGGAUCGCGAGUGUGCCAACAUCAUCAUGGAGAUUGACAAGGGUAUCCGAUCGCCCAACCUCGGCGACCAAGUCGAAUCCAUCCUCUUCUACGCCCACCUCAUCAAGUACCACCCAACGCCUCUCGUCGUUACAUCCUCAAUAAUCAAACUUGCCGAUAUCUUUAGAACAAGCAACAACAUUGUCAAGUAUCGUAUACUAAAGGUGUUCCAAGAGUGUUCACAAGAGAUACAUAGAAUAUCAAACAUUGAUGAGGUGUUGAAGAGGAUACACAGUGUAAUACUGUCAAAUGAUACUGUGGCAAGAGCUUUGGCACUGCGUGUACUCGGCUCAGUGCCACUGUUGAUUGCCGACAAGCUGUAUAUACAUCAUAGUAUUCGAUCAUGCAUGCAGACUCACGAUCAGGUCGAGGCCAAUGCUAACUACUUCAUCAUGGACAAGCUGUGCGAGAUCUCUCCAUUGUUCUCUGACAGCAUCAUUGAGAAGAUCAACUCGAUCAUCCAGGCCAUUGAAACACCGCCCCUCACCAAACUCAAGUACACACGACUGUUCCGCCACAUGCAUCACAAUCAUCUGAUAUCCAACCAGUCCCGCGCCAUGUUGAUUGGUCUUCUCGACCUCUAUCCCUCUGUUGUGCCAGUGACCCUCAUCCUUGACACAAUGACAGAGUUGGCAUCAAAGCAUCUACUCCAUGUUAACGAUCAUAUCACAUUCCUUAUGAACUACGUUCUCCAAGACCCUCGACUAAAGGUCAAAGUGACAGGACUCAAGUGCUUGCAGCGCUUGGCAAAGAUGUCACCUCACUCAAUCUUCCCAUUCAACGAUAUCUUUGGACUUUUGGAUGAUGAUCAGGUCAGUGAUACGAUCAAGUAUCAUUGUUUGUUACUACUGUCACAUCUGUCAUCGAUACAAUACAAGUCAAUACUGGACGACAAACAGAAAUAUACCAUCACACUAAUGCAGUUCACAACGCAUGACAAUAGCAUGCUCUCUGAUCGAUCCGUUGAGAUAAUCACCAACCUACUCCUGGAGGAUCAAUCAAACGAUCAAUCACUUGUCCUCCAAUUCAUUGAGAGGAUAUGUCAUAUAUUGCGCGACAAGUAUUCAACGAAUACAUCAUCAUCACUCUCCAAACACUCCAAGACAUUGUCUUCGAUCAUUAAGUUGUUGAGACAAUAUCCUUCAUACUCUGGCGCAGUCACAAGUACGAUCAUCUCACUCUUUGGCAAGGUGUCAGAUGACACUAUAGAGCACCUCAUUCAUUGCAUAUCGAUAUAUAUCCCAUUCUCCAAGUCAUCCAUGCAUCCACACUUUGACAAGAUCAUAUCAUUCUUGGGCGAGACUGUAUCUCAACAAGGAAAUCCAAAGAUUAUUGUGUCGAUGAUCAUCUCGAUAUUUAGAUCAUACGAUGAACACAUACAGUUGAUGACUGAUGUUGUUGAUGCAUUGCUGCCACAGAUUGAAGCCAUCUGUCAAUUGCCAAACAUGCAAUGGUGUACAUAUCAGCUGGCACAACAUGCUCAGAAACAUGGAUUUCAUCUUGUAGCUGCAACUAUUUACAGACACCUUUUGACCAAGGUGUCAUCAGAGUAUAACUACUUCUGGUUGAAAUCACUACUGAGCUUUGUAACAAUCGAGCACAACAUUAGUAGUAAUGGUAGCAGAAGAGGCUCCAACAUAUUGGACCCAAUGGACACUGGCACUGGCACUGGCAGUGGAGUUCCAAGCAUGUCGUCACUCUUGACACAACUCAACACUACCCUCAUCUCUUUAAAGGCCAGCAGUAUUCAAGAGAGAUCUCUGUCAUUCCAAGAGAACUUUAUCACAUUGCGAGAGCGAUACCUGUAUAAUCUACUUAACAUCAAGCUACUGUUGAGCCAAUACUUUACAUUGUCCAACAUCACACCACGUGCAUCGACACUGCUGCAGAGCAGGAUACAAUCAUUCCAAACCAUGUCGAAGCAAUACUCUCAACUCAUGCCACUGAGCCAUUCAACUCGCCAAUCAUUGCAGCGUCAACAACAGCCAGAUCACAAUCAUCAUUGGAACGAAUCGAGGAGUAUAAUGGAAUGCUACAGUAUCGCUUUAACCUGUUUGGAGCAAUCAGCAGUGGGAAGAGCAUUGAGAGAUACCCGUUGUAUCGAAUGUGCAAGUUCAUCUAUCAACAACAUCAGUCUCAAGACUCCUCCUCCAGUGAUCAUAUCCAAUUCCUCUGCAAUUCCAUUGACCUCCUGA